AUGGAAGCCUGGGACAAUCUUGGUAACCCACCUCAAGAAAACCUUAGAGCGGCUCAAAUUCAAGGAAUCAGCAGAAGAAUGAUGGGAAUGGUACGGAUCAUAUCUAAGCUUCCAACGUAUAGGAGAAGGUUCAGGCAAGUGGUUAAGGCUCUGAUAACGUAUUGGUUAGAGAAAAGGCAAAAACGCUAUCCGAUCAACAAAACCUCUUCUCCAUCUCUGCAGCCAAGAGUAUUCUCUUUCUUUCUUGGCAAAAACGCUAUCCGAUCAACAAAACCUCUUCUCCAUCUCCUUCGCAUCGACUUAGGAAGAAGGCAUGUUUCAAUGCAACUAUCAAGAACCUUUUUCGGACUGACCAAUCUUCUGUUUAAUAGAGACAAAGGUGAAGUCAUUGAUGGCAAGAGAAAACGUCUUAAACCAGUAAACGUAUCUCCUCGCCGCCCUGUCCCUGCUCAUAUAACCAAGCCUCCUUAUGUUGAGGCUUUUACAGUCCCUGCAAUCUCAAGUGGACUCCAGAUUCAUGACAAGAAAGGUAUAGAGAGCAUGAGAGCUUCUGGGAGUCUUGCAGCUAGAGUUCGUGAGUACGCUGGGACUUUGGUUAAGGUAGUGUGUUGGGUUAUCAUGGUGAUACUUCAGCAUGACUUGACUCUUCUUCAAACAGGGAACAAUGUAGCUGGACGCAUGGUGUUGAAUCAAACCUUCACCAUAGAACCGGUGCUUACCAUUGGAAGCAUAAAACCGGUAAUUUGGGAUGAUAAGUGGACCAUGGUUACGGAAGAUGCAAGCCUCUCUGCGCAGUUGGAGCAUAACCAUUCUUAUAACCAAACAAGGAGCUGA
Molecule: messenger RNA, 834 nt
Organism: Raphanus sativus (radish)
Lineage: Eukaryota; Viridiplantae; Streptophyta; Magnoliopsida; Brassicales; Brassicaceae
Product: methionine aminopeptidase 1D, chloroplastic/mitochondrial-like
Exons: 6
Coding region: 1-834 (277 amino acids)
Source: RefSeq, a predicted model, not a curated record